This is a messenger RNA of Lachnellula hyalina, 1161 nucleotides long. It is a transcript of the gene lap1, whose product is annotated as Leucine aminopeptidase. Gene Ontology annotation, molecular function: metalloexopeptidase activity. The record is from RefSeq and is a predicted model, not a curated record. Gene Ontology annotation, biological process: proteolysis. The coding region runs from base 1 to 1161 and encodes 386 amino acids. Lineage: Eukaryota; Fungi; Ascomycota; Leotiomycetes; Helotiales; Lachnaceae. The transcript is spliced from 3 exons.
AUGAAGCUCACAUUAUUAUCGGCAUUAGCUUUGACAGCUGCAGUGACAAAUGCCCGCUUCGUAGAGCAACACGAAACCGACCAGGUCGUCCUGAACAUCGAAUCCGCCGAUAACGACCAGUAUCUGGUUGAGCUUGCUCCUGGAAAGACACAAUGGGUGACUGAGGAGGGGAAGUGGGAGUUGAGACGAAAUGGUCAAAACUUCAUCGACAUCACCGAAUACCCCAGCCUCGGCCCCAUGAACCUCAAGAAAGACCCCAAGUUCCCCAAGAAGCCAGUCCUCCAAGAUGAACUCUCCCCCUUGAUAAAGAACCUUUCCAAAUCAAACAUGCAAGAGAACCUCGAAAAGUUUUCCUCCUUCCACACCCGAUACUACAAGUCCGACUACGGCAGGCAGUCAUCGGAAUGGCUCUUGAAGCGAGUACAGGAGAUUAUCAAGGAUGCAGGAGCAGACAAAUACGGCGUGGAAGCUAAACAUUUCGCUCACCCAUGGGGCCAAAACAGCAUCAUCGCCACGAUUCCCGGCAAGAAGAACUCCACCGUCGUAGUAGGAGCACAUCAAGACAGCAUCAACCUCUUCCUACCCUCCAUCUUCUCGGCACCGGGUGCAGAUGACGAUGGAAGUGGAACUGUGACAAUUUUUGAAGCUCUUCGCGUGCUCCUUACAUCCGAAGAUAUCAUCAAAGGAAAAGGUGAGAAUACCGUUGAGUUCCAUUGGUAUUCCGCCGAAGAAGGAGGUCUAUUAGGCAGCCAAGCUAUUUUCUCGGAAUACGAGAAGACGGGUCGGGAUAUCAAGGCGAUGUUGCAGCAGGAUAUGACUGGAUAUGUGCAGGGGACGUUGGAUGCAGGAAAGAAGGAGAGCGUGGGAGUCAUUACUGAUUUUGUCGAUCCUGCUCUUACCACUUUUAUCAAGACUGUUAUCACUGAGUACUGCGACAUUCCAUACACCGAGACAAAGUGUGGUUACGCUUGCUCUGAUCAUGCAUCUGCUUCUAAGGCUGGAUACCCCUCGGCAUUUGUGAUUGAGUCUGAUUUUGCGAAUUCGGAUAAGAAGAUUCAUACUUCGGAUGAUAAGAUUGAGUAUUUGAGCUUUGAUCACAUGUUGCAGCAUGCAAAGUUGACGCUGGGCUUGGUAUAUGAAUUGGCUUUUGCCAAGCUAUAA